Molecule: messenger RNA, 2265 nt
Organism: Strongylocentrotus purpuratus (purple sea urchin)
Lineage: Eukaryota; Metazoa; Echinodermata; Echinoidea; Camarodonta; Strongylocentrotidae
Product: scavenger receptor cysteine-rich domain superfamily protein-like
Exons: 7
Coding region: 1-1701 (566 amino acids)
Cellular component (GO): membrane
Source: RefSeq, a predicted model, not a curated record
AUGUUAUGCUUUACCCGACUUGUAGACGGCGGUUUUGACGAUGAAGGCCGCGUUGAAGUUUACUAUGGGGGUAAAUGGGGAAGAAUCUUUUCUACCAAUUGGACCAUUGAUGAUGCCCAUGUUGCAUGUAGAGAACUUGGAUUCCCUCUCGGAGCAAGGAACACAAAAAUGUUUGAGGGAGGCGAUGGACCUUUUCUACUGGACGACAUGAAAUGUCAAGGAGUUGAGACCCAUUUAGCCGAUUGUGAAUCUUUAGGAUGGGCCAACAACCAAAACUGUGAUGCUAACCUGAACUAUGGUGCAGGCGUUGUGUGUAAUGAUCCUGCGGCCGUUGUGAGACUCCUAAGUGGAUCUAGCAGCUAUGAAGGUGUAGUUCAAUACCGAAAUAGAUCUGAACUUGGUUUGAUAUGUGAUCCUUAUUGGAGUGAUAAAGAAGCAGAUGUGACCUGUCGACAGCUAGGAUACCAGUACGGAAGAAGUGAAAAGCCAGUUUCACUUGGACCAUUAUCUGGAACCAUCUUUUACUUGGACUAUCACUGCAACGGAACUGAAGAGCAGAUAGGAGAUUGUGUGUAUACAGUUAAGUCGAAUGAUGUCCAAUGUAACCCUGAUCACAUCGCACAAGUUUUUUGCGGACCGCCGAUAGACUUUGACCUACGAAUGGUUGGGAGUGAUUUCACUGAGCAAGGUCGUCUAGAAGUCUUUCUUAAAGGCGAGUGGGGCUACGUAGCUGCAGGCUACUAUUCCUCUAUAGACCGUGAUACAGUCUGUCGUCAUCUUGGAUAUGCAGGUGCAUUUUACUACUACGGGGGUGAAUUUGCUCGUUCUUCGCGUCCAAUUCUUAUAGACGAUAUAUCAUGUGGUGACAAUGAUAUGAAAAUAACUGAUUGCUUCAUACUAGAGUUGAGCGGACCUAAUUCAACCCAACAGGAGCAUGAUGAAGUCAGUGCUUUCUGUUUUCCAUAUGAGAGUGUAGCAAACCACCCCGUGAGGUUCAGAGACGAGAACGGAGUGAUCAAUGUAAAUUAUGGAGUCAUUGAGAUAUAUCAUGAUGGAAUAUGGGGUCCAAUUUGCGACUAUUCUUUUUACGAUCAUGAGAUCCUUUGUAGUCAGCUAGGUCAUACGGAUUUAACGAUGAGCGGUAGCUUAAGUAACUACGAUGGGAAAUACACGUCAAAUGGUCCAAUCUGGUUCCGCUUGUCAUAUUGUACCCGUUACUCCGGUUCAUAUGGUUUUGACCAGGACAAGAUAUAUAAAUGCAGACAUGGUCCAUGGGGUGAACCUGAUCCUGACUAUUGUUCAAGGAAUAACAUGGCUACAGCCAGAUGCGUCAAUAUGGAUCAGACGGAUGACUAUUAUCCAGACGAAGAUGUAAGUUGGCAACCCGGUCUCGGUGGAUGGGAGGUUUUUCUAGUCGCCAUUGCUGUGGUUGUACCAACGUGUCUUAUCAUCGGUUGCUGCUAUAGAAGUCGACGUUCUCAAACAAUCAUAGCGACGGGUACUCCUGCUACUUACUCGUCAGCUACCAAUGCUACGCAUAUUGAUGGAGUAUCCUCAGAAUCUACAGACCCUGCUCCACCCUAUGUUCCUCCAUCCCCGGCUCCCGUCGAGUCUCCUCCUACAUAUGACUCUGUUACUGCACCAAUGACCCCGGCUGAUAACACCGAUGCCUGUAUGACAAAUAAUGCAGAGAAUUCAUGAAAUACACUGUUGGUCAUUAAGGUGGAAUGAUUUUUGUUUGUUACCCCAGUUUGUGGAAUGAUUGGCAAUGUACCAAAUGUAUUUUGCAAGAAAUGCCGCUUCAUAGUAAAAGAUAGUAUUGUGAACUAAAUUCUGUUGAUAUCGACAUUGAAUUAAGUACGAAUACAUGAACCUCUAUAAAUGACUUUCCAAAGGGUAAAGGGUUGAAAAUUGCACAUUUAAAUAUUCGUAGUCUUAGAAAUAAGGUGCAGGAUUUGCAAUUAUAGUUGAAACAAAAUCCGUACGAAAUAUUCUGACCUUGUCAGAAACGUGGCUAAGUGAAAAAAUUUGUAAUUUAUUGUUACAUGGUUCAAGGCAUGGCCAAACAGAGGAUUUUUGUAACGUUGGGGAUCGGGGUAAAAUGCAUUGAAUUAUUGAUAACGUAAUUGCAUUUAAUUUGUUGUCCUUUAUUUGUGGGGACAGCCCCCUACGCUAGCCCCCGCUGCGUACAGUCAUGAUUUAGUGGCAAAAAUCGGCUUUGUAACUGUGAGGCCCGAGGAUCAAAACCGUGUCGAUGUGCUAUAU